GAGGGCGGUGACGUGUGUGUGCGGUCAGUGAAGAGCGCAGGGCGGAUCAGCGUGAGGCCGCGACACCGACACACGCGCGGAAAACUCUCGGAAAUCAACGGAAACGUAAGAGUCAUGGCGGAUCUGAGCUUGACCGACGCUCUGACCGACAGCGCUCCUCAGCCUGAAGUGGAGAACAUGGUGGAGAGGGAUUUUGUGGCCACGCUGAAUGCCGAGACCUUCGACGAUCAGGUCGGAGAGACGGUUGACAAGGCGAACUACGUCCCACUGCUGGACAAUGACGGGAAGGAUCCGGGUACAGUAGUCGAGAACGGACAGCAGGAAGUCCAAGGGGCUCAAAACCCUGGCACUGUGAAUCCGCUGAUGCCACAGAAAGAGACGCCUCUUCAGACUGAGCAGCAGACAUUUGGGACAGACUUACUAUCAGACUCGGUGUCUGGUUUUCCUGAUCAGUGGAGCUCACAGUCCAGCCCUCCGCAGAUGAUGGACAGCAACCCGAUGACAGCGUUCACAGGUUUCUCUCAGCCCAGCGUAAUGUCGGCGGUGAUCACAGGUGCUGCUCCUUUCCAGACCGAAAGACCGUCUGGUUUGGCCGAAGCGCAGGAGCCGCCAGCUGCUCAGGCCACCGAAGCCCCCAAAAUACCAGCUGAACCCCUGUCAGCCACGACCCCCAAGAGCCCACGGGACACAUCUGCAGAACAAAAAAUAACUCAUACAUGUUUGGAACAACUUGAAGGUGUCUUUGGCGACUGCUGGUCCGAUGAGGCUGGCAUUCCAUCUGACCUGCCCUUCACGCCCAGUGUUUCCACCGUUAUCAGUCGCCAUGCCGGUCCUCUAGUCGAGAGCAGCCCACAUGUCACGGCCGACCCUCAGUGGUCCCCGAGAGAUAGCGGGGCGGGAGAUGCAGAGGAAAGGGAAGGUGAAGGAUCUGACCGUAAGAAGGAAAAGAAGAAGAAAAAGCGGAGACCCAGGGACGAGGUGUACGACUUCCCCACGGAAAUGCCGAGCGAAAGUGCUUUAUCCGACAGCCCCCAUCAGCAAUCCCCGCACAAGGAGCGAGAUCGAGACGGAGGCUGGGAAGACGGAGGCCGCUUUGGAGGGAGAGUCAAGAAGCCAAAAAGCCGUAAGAAGAUUCCCGAGGAAUGGGCGGUCCAUGCAGAGCCCUUCGUCCCUGCUUCGGCUUGCAUGCCGCAGGAGUUCGCAACUGAUUUCUCCCAAUCGCCCCUUGAAGUCGACAGCGGACUUGUGUCGCUUUCUGAGGACUUCUCCGAUGAGAGUCUCAUUCCUAUGUCUCUUACCCAAGAUCUUCUAUCCCUCACGGCCACUUCCCCACCGUCCUCAACGCAUCUUGAACCUGCAAUGCCUUCUCCAAAGUCUCCCGGUCGAGCCCCCGAUUUAUCCCCCCAGCACCCCUUGUCCAUGUCAUCCGGAUUCAAAGAUAUCCUCAUGGAAACAGAUUCUCUUGCUUGCGACCUCAGCGACACUCAGCCUUUCGUCUCUCCUGGUGCGACCCUUGAGGAAGCAAUCUUUGGACAAGAUCACUCCUACACCAGCCAAGAUUCACCAGUGAAGGAACCCCAGGCGUCCACCCCUGGAAGCGCUUGUUUUGUACCACCAAUGGAAGCACUGAUCGCGGCACCGCCGUUUUCUCCAUCUGGACCUGCAUGGUCUCUUAAUAACCACAGUCAACCCUUUGAUCUUGAAGGUGUUGCCUUUGAGACCCCGGUUCCUGCACCUCUGCCUUCGCCAAAGAGCAAAGCCCCAAAGGAACCCAAAUCCAAACAAGGCAAGAAGCCCGGCUCAUCCUCAUCAAAGAGUCCAACCUCCCCUGAAGCAAAGUUGCCGUCUCCCCAGAAUUCCGGUCUAAAUCCGGCCGCUCCGCCAUUCUUCCCUAGUUUUGCAGAACCUUGGGAGCUCAAAGCAGGAGCGCUCGUCACUUUGGAAGAAAACUCUGAGAAGAGCAAGCCAGAGGUGAACAAAAUGGACGCUGUCCAGAAGUUCGAUGACUUUAAUGUUUUCAGCAAACCGGACAAAGAUCAGAAGAUGGAAACGGUGGAGGAGAAAGACAAAACUGUCCACCCAGACAAACAGACAACCAAAGGAGAAAACACAGAAGCUCUGGACGAAAUCAAAGACGUGGGUAAAUCAGAGAAGGCGGACAAGGAUGAAAUAGCUCACAAAGUAGAAACACCAGUGAAAGUUGAGAAGAUCGAACCGUUGCAGAAAGCUACUAAAGAUGAGACUGAAAAAGCUGAUAAUGUUGAGAUGACUGCAGACAAAAAAGAGACGACAGAAAAGAUUGAUUCCUCUCCAAAGAUGGAGAAAGACAAGGUUGAAAAGGUUGAGCUGAAGACGGAAGAAGUGAAAGUCGUGGAGAACAAGAAGGAAGCGAAGGUCGAGGAGAACAAAUCAGAUCAGAAAGUAGAGAAAGAUGAACAGAAGAACAAAGAAGAACCGGUGAAGGAAGUGGAAAAGGAGAAAGCAGAACAGAAAACUGAACAAGACAAGACAGAAAAGGACAAAGUAGAAGAGAAAACAGAAAAGACUGAGCCAGCUGGCAAGAAACCUGCCAAAGCUGAGAAGGAUGAGAAAGCCAAAAAACCAGCUGCUAAAGCCUCAGCGGCCAAGCCUGCGGUAACCAACGGUGCACCUGGAAAAGACUUGACCAGCCCUGAGAAGAAGACCAAGCCUGUCGCCGGCGCAACCAAACCUAGCUCUGCCAAGCUCCGGCCGAGCUCCGCCUCCAGCGCUACAGCCGCGCCCAAGCGCUCCACCCCUACCUCAGCCACCAGCGCACCCACCCCCCUCAGCAAAAAAGCCCCUGUGCCCAAAGCUCCCGCCCCAGCCGCUGGCACCAAACGGCCAGCCACAGCAUCCACACGACCCUCCACCGCCUCCAGCACAGUCACCAGAGAGGUCAAGCCCAAGACGGCCACAGAGAAACGCCUGACUGUGCCAAAGGCUGCUGUCGCUCCGGCUCGGCCCGCCGCAGACAAACCUGCGACCGCAACACGCACGACCACCGCAACACGCACCGCCGUCAGCGCUCCUGCAGCACGACGCCCGGUUGCAAAGACUGAGAGCAAACCAGGAGACGAAAAGAAACCAAGCACACCGAAAACUACAGAUGCCGCCCGCUCUAAACCCGCUCCUCUCAAAGCCUCCACCACUACAAGCAGCAUCGCCGGCACUCGCCCUCGCACCACCAAAACACCCGUCUCCAGCAGCACUACAGCCGCUGCUGCGCCGGAGAAGAAGCCGGCGGUCCCCCGCGCGCCUCGACCCGGCUCCACCUCCAGCACCAGCGCCAGCGCCACGACUCGCAGCACAACGCGGCCCAGCUCCACACUGGCACCCGACAUCAAAAAUAUCCGCUCCAAGAUCGGCUCCACAGACAACAUCAAAUACCAGCCGGGAGGAGGAAAGGUCUCAGUGUCUCAGAGCAGGACAGACGCUCAGAGCUCGCCCUCCAAAGAGACCAGCCAGGGCAAAGUUCAGAUAGUCUCCAAAAAACUGGACUACAGUCACGUGACUUCUCGCUUGGGCUCCAAGGACAAUAUGAAACAUGUUCCUGGUGGAGGGAACGUCCAGAUUCUCAACAAGAAGGUCGACUUGAGUAAAGUGACCUCAAAGUGUGGCUCCAAGGCCAACAUCAAACAUAAACCAGGUGGAGGCGAAGUCAAGAUCGAGAGCCAUAAGGUGAGCUUUAAGGAUAAAGCUCAGCCCAAGGUGGGCUCAAUGGAUAAUGUCAAUCAUGAGCCUGGAGGCGGGAAAGUUAAGGCUGAGGGGGCCCAGGAGACUGCUGAGGGUAGCGGGGCUCCCUCUAGUGGUGUCUCGGCCACCCAGCCGUCAGCCGGUGCUGCCCAGGAGAAUGGGCUGAAGGAGGGCGGCCCCUGCAGGAGUGAGGAGCUCCGGGACCCGCAGGGCCUGGACUCGCUCAUCCCUGAAACAAGCAUCUAACUCGACUUUUUGCUAUCACUCUGCCCUUUUCAUUUCACCCCCGACCACUUCCUCUCCUCCCCUUGUUUAUGUCCUGUCCCUCCUCUGUCCUGUCUUUUUCCACACUCUGUGAUGCAGAUUGAGUCUUUCAAGCUAAAUUUCCGCGAGAACGCCCGCUCUCGCACGGACCACGGCGCCGACAUCAUCACCUGGCCCGUCUUGGGUGACAGCCCUGUCCACCCUCACCUGCUCCGCAGCAGCGUCUCGCUCAACGACUCCCUCGCGACCGCCGGCCUCCCUCGCUCUCACACCACCCCGGCCCUCCUCUCCUCCCAGGAACAAGGGGGCGGCGUCGGCUCGCUCACCGGACUCCGGACGUGAUUUCUGUCUUUUCAUUGGUCCGCUGCUCUCUAAACCCCUCCUCCAUUGCUAAGACUCAUACUGUAUGAUUGGUGUGCUCUCUGUUGACGUUCCUGAUCAGUGAGGCUGUACAGACUACAGUCAUCAGGAUGUGCCUCAGUCGAAGGCGGCUGGCGAAGGUUACACUUUAACAUGGCUAAACUCACGCUACUCAUACCUAACGAUCAGCACACCUGCUACAUCACUUGUUGUAGAGCAUGAAUCUAGUUUAGUUUCUUUUUCUUUUUUUAAAUCUGUGUUUCAACUCCUGGACCGGUAUUCAUAAUCAAACCUGCACAUGCCCAUCUGCUCACCAUAUACAAACACAUCUGGACAUCAUCUCUCGCUGCCUUCAAGUGCUCACGGGACGUUUGUGCUUACGAGUUAUUUACCAUGCGAUCGUGUCAUAUGACAAAUCACUUUCUGACAAAAUCAAGCUUUUUUUAGUGCCAAAGCAAAGGAUAGUUCACCCAAAAAUGAAAAUUCUGUCAUUGAAUUAUUCAACCCUCAUGUCGUUCCAAACCCGCAAGUCCUUCGUUCAUCUUCAGAACACAAAUUAAGAUAUUUUUGAUUAAAUCCGAGAGCUCUCUGACAGCUACCACGAUCUUUUUAUUUUUAUUUUUACAGUGUAGAUACAAUUUCCACUCAGAAAUCGCUAUUAAGUUUCACAAUUACAUUUAACGCAUUAAUUAAACAUGCAAUUUUAAAGUAGAAAAACAGAAACAUACUACUAAAAAUAAUUUUUACAGUGGCAUUAAAAACAUAAUUCAACAUUUAAUUUUUUUUUCAAUUGGAGCGAAAGCAUGGAUCCGCAUUUGCAUGCAUAUACAUGGAAGUCAAUAACUGACUGAAUAAGUAUUUUCUAAAACAUUUACACUUAAAAUGGCUAAUAACAACUCUAACUUGGAAAGUCUCCCAACAUGAGCUGCUAGAUUUUGUUGGCGCUCGUCUCGUAAGCACGAUCCUUCCCGCUUGAUUUGAAGGCGGCUUCAUUCAGCAUACAGGGCUGUCAUGUGACCCUCUCACCUGACCCUUGACCUCCAGUAGAGCUGACAUUGAAGCACAUAGGCUUUCUGAAUCUCUGAAACUAUUUGUGAUGGUGUGUUUGAGUGAAUACUGUAGCAAUGAACUGUGUUGUUAAACGCUUUCUUUUGACUCUUCCUUUUAUUUUCGUGACCAGCGGAUGUUUCCUUUUCCUCGUUAUUGUAAAGCAAUAUAACGUCUCCUACAAUGCCUAUAAGACAUGAAACUCCACGUAAACGCACAGCAAACCGCGCUCAUAGUGUCAAACGCAGCUCCAGACGGCUUCGUGAACGUGAAGAGGGUCUGAGGUGGACGUGUGAAGGAAAAUUCCCUUGUGGAAAAAGAAGUGCACUUGUAGUAUACCUCAAAUCUUAAAAGUGCAUUUAAUAACUGAAAUAAAAGCCCACUUAAGUGUAUUUAAAGUGUACUUUCUUAACUGCACACUUGAGCACACUUUGCAAUAAUGUCCAAUUAAGUUUUACAUUAAAUUCAAUUGUUAGUUAUUUUAAUAAUCUUUAAAGUACACGUAUUUUGAUAUGUUGACUAACGUACUAAAGCACAUGUAAAAUACUUGAUUAUUGAACUGUUAUGUGCUCUGCAAUAUUUAAGUUUAAUAUAUUUUACUAAAAUGCAACUUCAUAGCAAAUUUGUAAUUAAAAAUGUAUUAAAAUCAUGACCUACAAGUUUCAACAGAAUUGCCAUUAUUUUUUAGUUUUACAUAUGUUUACACUUUAACCAUCAAAGACAAAAGAAUUAUGAAAUUGCAUGUAAAGAUGUAAUUAAGUCUUACUUAAGUGGGUCAAAAAAGCAAUCUUAAGUUCAGCUUAUUGCAUUUAAUAUAAAUUUAAACCAUAAUGCACUUUAAUUUCAAUUACCAUGCGAUUAGGUGUCUGAAAACAUUCCAUUCAAUUGACACUCAAGUAUGUUCUUUCAAAGUGUGUUAUUUUCCUAAUACUAAAGUGUGCUUCUUUUUCACAAGGAAGUAGAUGUUGACUUGAUGCACGAGGGGUUUCUGCUAGCAAUGAUUGGUUGAUGUUUUGGCAUCGUGUACAGUGGAAGCAGUAUGUUUUUAUAUGGAAACGGGUCGAGUUUGUGCCUGCCUUUGGAGGGACGCAGAGACAGAAUGUCACAGCCUGAAACCUUUUACGUACUUUUAAUAGUUGGUUAUGAGAAACUGGUGGUGGUUUGAAUUCUUCUCUUAUUGCAUACGUUUCUGCAGGUCUUUUUUAAGAGUCUAAGCUUCGCAUUAUAGUGCGAUCAUGCGAGUGGAAAGGUUUUAACGGUGGAGCCUGUAGCUUAUUUCUCUUGUAGCAUUUUCUGUUAUACAGUAGUUUAUCUUCAGAUAGCCUUUUUGAGGUCGCACAGAAUCACACGCUUGACAUGUAGCUGCUUGGUUUAGUGUCCUUUUGGUGUAAUAAUGGGGUAAGAGGAUGUGGCCACUCUUUUUGUGUUAUUUUCUUCAUCAGCUGUGGGCGGUAUGGACGUCGGACAGAUUUUUUUUUUUUUUUUUUUUUUUUCAAGCGCGCUUUUCUUUUUAUGAGUAUGACACAUUACUGUUGCAUCUAUUGCUUAUUCUCAUCAGACCUCUUUAAUCCCAGAACAUGCAAAGCAAUAUGACUGUCAACGUGACAGACCCCAGAUUUUGACUUCUAGAAAUCUACAUCAUGCAUGACAGUGUAAAGCGUUCAGAUCAUGAAAUAUUAUGCAAUUAAUCGAAAAAUUUACGAAUGCAUGGCCUUGUUAAAAAAUCCAGUUUUUGAGAGGUAGCUUCUUUGAAAUAAGUUUUAGAUAACAAAUACGAGUAGGACAGUGUACCUUCAUUGUGUAUUCUCAUUUUUAAAGAUUAUUUAAAUAAUUCACCUAUAUGAAUUGAUGGAAAAUGCCAAAAAAACGGUUGCAUUAAUUUACCAACUGAUGAUUUUUGGGCAACAACGGUUAUUAUUUAUAGUCUUUUUUUUUUUUUUCUUUCCGGGAAAUGAGAAGUGUGUAAAUAUUAGGCUAAAAUCUGAAAGGGUCUUUCGUUAAGGACCUGUAGUCUUUCAGGACAGCGGCUGUUUGUAGUGAAAAGGUCACAUUUGAAUCGGUUCCCUGUGCCUGAAUGAAUCCCGAGAACAAUCGUACUAUCAUUUAUAGCCUCUUUACAUGUAUUUGCAGUUGAUUUCCCAAUGGUUUUACUGCUGUCUCUGUGAAUGCAUUUAUUAUUGGCAUAAUUAUUGACACAUUUGCAACGGUCAAAGCAGCUGAGGGCUGAUAUUAUGUACCUUUAACGGCUAUUAUUCAUAUUAUUGUUGUCAUUUUGGCCCUGCAUUUUUUUCAGUGGAAAAGGCAGAGAACAAAUGUAUUUAAACUAUAUUAAAGCACA
Onychostoma macrolepis is the source of this 7723-nucleotide messenger RNA. Its product is annotated as microtubule-associated protein 4. The record is from RefSeq and is a predicted model, not a curated record. The coding region runs from base 115 to 3960 and encodes 1281 amino acids. Gene Ontology annotation, molecular function: microtubule binding. Gene Ontology annotation, biological process: microtubule cytoskeleton organization; neuron projection development. The transcript is spliced from 19 exons. Gene Ontology annotation, cellular component: neuron projection. Lineage: Eukaryota; Metazoa; Chordata; Actinopteri; Cypriniformes; Cyprinidae.